Messenger RNA from Ostreococcus tauri, 1914 nucleotides. Its product is annotated as Armadillo repeat-containing protein 3 and Serine/threonine-protein kinase CTR1. The transcript is spliced from 2 exons. Bases 1 to 1914 code for a protein of 637 amino acids. NCBI's taxonomy places the organism in Eukaryota, Viridiplantae, Chlorophyta, Mamiellophyceae, Mamiellales, Bathycoccaceae. The record is from RefSeq and is a predicted model, not a curated record.
AUGUUCAAAAGCAUACGAUCGCGGUUGAGAGGGCGUAAAUCACGAUCAGACGUAACGGCGGAAGUUACGGACGAGCACAGUGUCGUGGACGCGAUGUAUGCGACGACAAUGGACGCGGCGGUGGCGUCGCCGGCGGUUACGCGGCUCGAGCGUCCGGCGUCGACGCGAGACGCGCACGGAUUCGACGAGGAAGAACUACGAUUAGCGCUCGAGGCGAGCGUGAAGGAGACGUCGGGAGAUCUUCUGGCUGUGGAGUUGGAGUACGAGGGUCGGAGCGUGAACGGGGCUGGGACGCGGACGCGCGGGAGGGCGCUGGCGAGCAAAUUUUGGAUUCAACAAGCCUUGGACGCCGACGACGCUUUGGACGCGAGCGCGGAUGGGUUUUACGACGUUCGCGGCGAAGCUUUCGAGGAUUUGGUAGACGGUAAACUCCCUGAACUCGCGCAACUUCUUAACGAUCCCGUCAUCGCGGACGAGGAGGCGUUGGUGGUGGACAGGCGAACGGAUGUAUUUCUCGCCGCGCUUGACGACUUGGCGAGAGAGACGUGCGAAGCGGCGCCGAAUACGCGCGCAAAGUGCGCCUUGCUCGCGCGACUUGUAAGUGAUCGCUUAGGCGGGUCGGUUAAGACGGUGGACGAUGCCGAGCUCGCGCGAUCGGUGGCGAUGGAUCGAGAGGAUUUGCUCGCCAACGGCAGAGGAUGCGUCUUUCACAUCGGGCACUUGACCAAGGGAAAUGAGCGCCAUCGUGCGAUUCUCUUUAAAGCGCUCGCGUCGGUGGUGGACAUUCCGUGUAGACUUGUGCGCGGAGAAUACUACUGCGACGGCCGAGACACAGCGCGGGUGAUAUGGGCUGGGGAAGGUGAGGGCGAGAUGUGGGUCGACUUGUGCGUCGUCCCUGGAGCGUUGAGGAGCUGUUCCGAGUCAGCGGGCGUGGAAGACAUUCCACCCACGCCCCCGCGGUACAUCGAGGAGACCGACAAGCACUGGGAGUAUUCUCACGCGUCAUAUCGUAUGGAUAAGGGGAAAUCGCCGCUGAUCUCGGGAAAGUCUACUUCACAGCCUCCAAACGACCACUCCGAAUCGUCAAUCGACGAUUUGGUUGCGUUCGCCAACGGUUCUCGCACGCAAAAUUCCACGACGUCGACGUCGCCUAAGGAGGCGGAUGUGGAUGAUUUGACCGAUUUGUAUGAUGCGAUAGCCGUUGCACACGGCGUUAGUUUGAAAUCCGUCGCAAGCGCGUUCAAACUGACAGAGGACGACAUGGAGCGUGCAAAUUUGUUGUGCAAUUCGUUGGGCGCUGUGUUGGAGGAAGAGGCGUGUUUGAGCGAGGAACAACGAGGAGUGGAGUACACUGAACCGGUGCUUCUCCAGGAGAUGUUUAACUUGCUAGUCACUUCGAAGUGGAUCGUCGCUGAUGCCGUCAGGGCGUUCAACACGCGACGCCGUGCGCAGCUCGCUGAUGCCGCCGCCAAACUCGCGGAAAUCGCCGAGCUGAAAGAGGCCAAACGUAUCGAGACCGAACGCAUCGAGGCGGAGGAGCGCUCGAGGCGUCGACGUGAGGAAAAAGAGAGAGCUGCCGAUGACUUGAUUCGAGCCGCGGAGGAGCGCGUCGAGCAGUUCCGCGAAGAACGCGUAAAGUUGUGCGAGGAUAGCGAGAGGGCGGCGCAACUCAGGCACGACUUUCGUGCAGAGUGGACCGCGAAGGUUGCGAGUAUGAAUCUCGCUGAAACGUUAGAAUGCUUCGGCGUCGUCGUUGAGGGAGGUUCACAUGCGAACGCCAAACAGCUGCGCACUGCUUACAGGAGGGCGCUACUGCAGUUUCACCCCGAUCGACAGCGCUCAAAAGAUUUAGUCGCUCGCGUCGAAGCCGAGGAGCGGUUUAAGAUUCUCUCCGACAAAAUGGAAAGUCAAUAG